Messenger RNA from Ichthyophthirius multifiliis, 1499 nucleotides. RefSeq lists its product as hypothetical. Gene Ontology annotation, molecular function: carbohydrate:proton symporter activity. The transcript has a single exon. Gene Ontology annotation, cellular component: membrane. The record is from RefSeq and is a predicted model, not a curated record. Lineage: Eukaryota; Ciliophora; Oligohymenophorea; Hymenostomatida. Gene Ontology annotation, biological process: carbohydrate transport; transmembrane transport.
GACGAAGAAUAAAUAAAAAAUAAGCGAAUUUCUAAUAAAGAUAAUAAAAUUGAUCAUAAUUAAAAUCACUACAUAUCCGGCUCAAAAGCAUUUUUAAUAACAAUGAAUGCUGCCUUUGGAGCAUUUUUCUUUGGAUAUUGCAUAAGUGUAUUCUCUUUAGCCAAGGAUACAAUAUUUACAGUAUUUAACGUAGAUAAAGCCUAUAAGAUAUAUUAGAAUCUCUUUUAACAGCCAGCAUACCAUUUGGAGCUAUGGUUGGGUCAAGUACAGCAGGAAUCUUAUUAGAAUACACAAGUAGAAAAAAUGCUCUUUUAUUAACCGAUAUAAUAGGAGUACUAGCAACUUUAUUAAGUCAAAUUCCUAACAUAUGGACAUUUCUAGCUAGUAGAUUAAUAUCAGGAUGUGUUACAGGUUUCAACAGCAGUUUAGUACCUUAAUACAUAUAGGAAAUUUCUCCAAUACAAUUAAGAGGAAAGAUGGGAAUGUCAUUUGGAUAUUCAAUAAAUAUAGGAAUCAUAAUGGGAUCAUUUUUAGGUUUAUUCUUCAAAGAAAAACCUAAUUAAUAUGAUUUUUAUUGGCGAUUUGUAUUUUUGUUUCCUUUAUUACUUACUAUUCCUAGAUUUAUUUUCUUGAAUAUAUUCUGUAAUUAUGAAACUCCACUUUAUUAUUACUUAAAAGGAUAAGAAUAAUAAUGUGAUAAAUUAUUAAAUCAAAUAUAUAAACAAGAUUUUAUUGCUGAAGCUAAAUAAGAAGUGAAAGAAUAAGUUCAGUAAAUGCAAAAAACAAAAUAAUCAUAUAUUGAUAUGUUCUCAUCUAAAUAUAUAAAGGUAGUAUUUAUUGGAUGUAUGUUGUAAGUAUUUUAAUAAUGGUCAGGUAUUAAUGCCGUUAUUAUGUAUAGUGGACAAAUUUUUGGAAAGUCUAUAGAUAAUUUUGAAUUAAAAAAUAUUGUUUCAUUAAUUUCUAAUAUUGUUCUUCUUAUUGCUGCUGUUGCUAGCAGUUUCUUUGUAAAUUGUUUGGGCAGAAAAACUAUUCUUAUGUAUGGAGCUUUACUUUGUUCUAUUUUCUAAGGUGUUCUUUGUGUUAUAUCUGCUGUAGAUAAACCAGGGCUUGAAGGUUUAUCUGUUACUCUUAUUUAUUUGUAUUAUUUCGCUUUUAAUUUCUCAUUAGGACCGGUCGUAUGGCUUUAUAAUGCUGAGAUUUUACCUGAAAAAGGGGUUUCUAUUGCUACUUUUAGUAAUUGGUGUAGUGGUUUUAUUCUUACCUUGGUAGUUCCUUAUAUUAAAGAUAUUUAUUAUUUGUUUGGAUACUUUGGAAUUAUGUGCUUACUUUGUUAUUUCUUUGUAUUAACUAUUGUAAAAGAAAGCAAAGGAAAAACAAAAAACGAAAUCGAUAAUAUGUACUUACCUAAUAUUUCAAAGACGGUUUAUGAAUUAAAUUCUAAUAAUAAUGUAUUAGGAACUAAUGCUAAAUUAGAAUGUUUAACUCAGAAAGUAUAAUGA